Molecule: messenger RNA, 1866 nt
Organism: Eremomyces bilateralis CBS 781.70
Lineage: Eukaryota; Fungi; Ascomycota; Dothideomycetes; Eremomycetales; Eremomycetaceae
Product: leukotriene A-4 hydrolase
Exons: 2
Coding region: 1-1866 (621 amino acids)
Biological process (GO): proteolysis
Cellular component (GO): cytosol
Molecular function (GO): zinc ion binding; metallopeptidase activity; aminopeptidase activity
Source: RefSeq, a predicted model, not a curated record
AUGGCGCGGAUCGGCAGCGCGGUGCGAGAUCCGAACACGCUGAGCAACUACGAUGAGUUCGUGACGAGGCAUAUUACGGCGAAUCUGGAGGUGGAUUUCGAGGGGAGGCGGUUGAGUGGGGAUGUGGUGCUGCGGAUGAGGAGCGUGACGGGGGAGGGGGAUCGGGUAGUUUUGGAUACGAGCUAUGUCGAUAUAAAAGGCAUCUCCAUCGGAGGCAAGAAAGCAAGCUGGGACAUCGCUCCCCGAGUCGAACCAUAUGGUCGUCCGCUCGCCAUCCUCCUGGGAGACGCCGUCCAAAAAGAUCAGGAAUUCGAGGUCUCUAUCUCCCUCAGCACCACCCCCGAAUGCUCGGCACUCCAAUGGCUAGGUCCUGAGCAGACUUCAAACGGCCAGCAUCCCUAUAUGUUCUCGCAAUGCCAGGCCAUCCAUUGCCGCUCGAUCUUCCCCUGCCAGGACACCCCGGACGUCAAGGCGACUGUGGAUAUCAACAUCCGCUCACCGCUGCCUGUGGUGGCGGGUGGCUUGCCCACCGGAACAAGAGACUUCCAACCCGGAAAGGACGGGAAGCGGGGGACGCUGCUCUACACGUUCGAGCAAAAGCUCCCGAUCCCGAGCUAUCUGUUUGCUCUGGCCAGCGGAGAUCUAGCGACGGCGGCGAUCGGACCGCGGAGUAGUGUGGUGACCGGUCCGGAGGAGCUGCAAGGGUGCAAGUGGGAGUUGGAGGAGGACAUGGAGAAAUUCAUGGAGGCGGCGGAAGGGAUUGUGUAUCCGUACGCAUGGACGACCUACAACGUGCUGGUUCUGCCGCCGUCAUUCCCGUACGGGGGCAUGGAGAACCCGAUCUUCACGUUCGCGACGCCGACGAUCAUCAGCAAGGACCGACAGAACAUCGACGUCAUCGCGCACGAACUGGCGCACAGCUGGAGCGGGAACCUGGUGAGCACCUGCUCGUGGGAGCAUUUCUGGCUGAACGAGGGGUGGACAGUGUAUCUGGAGCGACGGAUCCUGGCCGCGGUGCAUGGUGAGGCGCAUCGGGAUUUCUCGGCCAUCAUCGGAUGGAAGGCGUUGGAGGACUCGGUCAAGCUCUACGGAGCGGACCAUGAGUACACCAAGAUGGUGCCGAACCUUAAAGAGGUGGAUCCAGACGACGCCUUCUCUAGCAUCCCCUACGAGAAAGGCUUCAAUUUCCUAUAUCACCUGGAAAAGCUGAUCGGCAAGGGGAAAUGGGACCGGUUCAUCCCCCACUACUUCACCGUCUGGAAAGCCCGAUCCCUCGACUCCUUCGAGUUCAAGCAGACCCUCCUCGACUUCUUCGCCGCCGACGCCGACGCCUCCCAGAAACUCCACGACCUGGACUGGGACACCUGGCUCUUCGGCCCCGGCCUCCCGCCGAAGCCUGACUUCGACGAGACGCUGGCCAAAGAAUGCUACGCCCUCGCCGAUAAAUGGGAACGCCGCACCACCGGUGCCGACGCCUCCUUCGCUCCGCAACCCAGCGACAUCGCACACUUCAGCGCCAACCAGACUGUCGUCUUCCUCGAGCGCCUCCAAACCAGCACGACCCCGUUCCGCCCCGCGGACAUGGAGCUGAUGGGCGCGACGUACCGACUCUCUGAGUCGGCGAACGUCGAGCUCGUGUCGCGGUUCUAUAGCCUGGCACUGAAGUCGCGGGCGGAGGCGUUCUACGCGCCGGCGGCGGAGCUGCUGGGGACGGUGGGACGGAUGAAGUUCGUGCGGCCGCUGUAUCGGGCGCUAAAUGGGUGUGAUCGGCAAUUGGCGAUCGCGACGUUCGAGCGGAAUCGGGGGUUUUAUCAUCCGAUUUGUCGGGGGAUGGUGGAGAAGGAUUUGUUUGGGGGUCAGGGGUAG